Penaeus monodon (black tiger shrimp) is the source of this 578-nucleotide messenger RNA. RefSeq lists its product as uncharacterized. Lineage: Eukaryota; Metazoa; Arthropoda; Malacostraca; Decapoda; Penaeidae. The record is from RefSeq and is a predicted model, not a curated record.
UAAACAAAAACUUAUUUAAAAGGAAAAAAAAGCUUUAUCACAGACAUCCCAUACCGUAAGAGAAAGUGUGGGCCCGGGAUCAGCCUGGUUCUGCGUCCUCGGGCUUCCAAUGGAACACCACAAGAGAAAGUGUGGGCCCGGGAUCAGCCUGGAUCUGCGUCCUCGAGCUUCCAAUGGAACACAGCAAGAGAAAGUGUGGGCCCGGGAUCAGCCUGGAUCUGCGUCCUCGAGCUUUCAAUGGAACACCGCAAGAGAAAGUGUGGGCCCGGGAUCAGCCUGGAUCUGCGUCCUCGAGCUUCCAAUGGAACACAGCAAGAGAAAGUGUGGGCCCGGGAUCAGCCUGGAUCUGCGUCCUCGGGCUUUCAAUGGAACACCGCAAGAGAAAGUGUGGGCCCGGGAUCAGCCUGGAUCUGCGUCCUCGGGCUUUCAAUGGAACACCACAAGGGAAAGUGUGGGCCCGGGAUCAGCCUGGUCUUAAGUCCACGGGCUUCCAAUGGAACACCACAAGAGAAAGUGUGGGCCCGGGAUCAGCCUGGUCUUAAGUCCACGGGCUUCCAAUGGAACCAAGUCUCCUGGAG